Messenger RNA from Racocetra persica, 523 nucleotides. Lineage: Eukaryota; Fungi; Glomeromycota; Glomeromycetes; Diversisporales; Gigasporaceae. The record is from the annotation of a GenBank genome assembly.
AUGCCUAUCAAUAUGACUAAAUUAGGAUUUCUCCCUAUCGUGAUUAUUUUCCUUCUCUACGUAAUCGAUUCAUUUGCAAACGUCCAGCCAAUAACUAUUGGAAAUGAGGAGUUUCCAAAUGUCGAAAUUCCGGCAAAACUCAUGGUCCCAAAAGACAAUGCUUUCAAAUUUCAUUUACUCGCUGCCGGGUAUUUCUGGUAUAAAUGUAAUGGCAGCCAUGCAUGGGAACUUGAUGAUGAUCGAGUAAUACUCUUUAACAAGAAAGAAGAUGUCGCCCACUAUCCCUUUACGGGUGUGGCAUCAUCUUUUAAGUCACAAAAUGGCCUUACUGGUCUUAGAUCUCUUAUUCCACAUGAUCCCUCAUCAUUAGUAUUUUCUGCCAUUGCCGUCGCUCCACCCAAGAAUCCGGAACAAGAUGCUCCUCUGCAACUUUCUGAAGCCCAGUUGAAUUAUGCAUUUAGCAAGAUUACUUAUGUCAUUCGUGUCGCAACUCACGGUGGAGCUCCUCCGGCGAAUUCUUUAU